Caretta caretta (loggerhead turtle) is the source of this 5939-nucleotide messenger RNA. The record is from RefSeq and is a predicted model, not a curated record. Lineage: Eukaryota; Metazoa; Chordata; Testudines; Cheloniidae.
UUGCAUGCAGUUUUCUGUCGCUCUUGGUCUCCUUUGCAAACUGCAAUCGCAUGUCAGUCUCCGGCGAGCGCUGCUGGGCUCGGGCUCCGGCUGCUGGAGUCCGGCGAGAGGAGGGCUUGAGGGGCUUUUCCCCCUCUCUCUCCCUUUUUUUUUUAAUCUGAUGCAUGCAUUUGAUCCCGAUGAGUGUCAGCUGCGUGGGGGGCUCUGUCUUUUCAGUGCCCCCUCCCGCACUAAAGCCUGGGCGGGUUGAGGAGGAGGAAGAGAGGAAGCUAAAGGGGGGAGCUCAUUUUCUUCCUUGCAGACGGAUCGCUGGCUGGAUUGCAAUUCGCCAAGGGAGCAUGAUUGUUGAACAACACCUUGCGCGCAACAUCUGUGCUCUGCUAUCUCUGGAGAUGGACAGAUGUCAGGGGAAGCACCGACAGUACAUACAGAGAAUGGCGGAGCCUCGCUUUAACAACCCCUACUUCUGGCCGCCCCCUCCCACCAUGCCCAGCCAGCUGGACAACUUGGUUCUGAUCAAUAAAAUCAAGGAGCAGCUGAUGGCAGAGAAGAUCCGGCCCCCUCACCUGCCCCCAACCUCGGUGUCCUCCCAGCAGCCCCUGCUGGUGCCCCCCUCGCCUGCGGAGAGCAGCCAGUCCAUCAUGUCCCUCCCCAAACUGCAGCAGGUCCCAGGGCUGCACCCACAGGCCGUCCCCCAGCCUGACGUGGCCCUGCAUGCCCGGCCGGCCACCAGCACGGUCACAGGCCUGGGGCUGGCCUCCCGUGCCCCCGCGGUCAGCACCUCGGAAUCCAGCACUGGUACCAGCACCCCCUCCACCCCAACCUCCACCAGCCAGAGCAGACUCAUCGCUUCCUCGCCCACCCUCAUCUCAGGGAUCACCAGCCCCCCACUCCUGGACUCCAUCAAGACAAUCCAGGGCCACAGCCUGCUGGGGGCGCCCAAGUCAGAGCGAGGGCGGAAGAAGAUCAAGGCGGAGAACCCGUCGGGGCCACCCGUCCUCGUGGUGCCCUACCCCAUCCUGGCCUCAGGCGAGACCGCUAAAGAGGGCAAAACCUACAGGUGUAAAGUCUGCCCCCUUACCUUCUUCACCAAGUCGGAGAUGCAGAUCCACUCCAAGUCACACACAGAGGCCAAACCCCACAAGUGCCCGCACUGCUCCAAAUCCUUCGCCAACGCCUCCUACCUGGCCCAGCACCUGCGCAUCCACCUGGGCGUGAAGCCGUAUCACUGCUCCUACUGUGAGAAAUCCUUCCGCCAGCUCUCCCAUCUCCAGCAGCACACCAGAAUUCACACUGGCGACAGACCCUACAAGUGCCCACACCCUGGCUGUGAAAAGGCUUUCACGCAGCUCUCCAACCUCCAGUCACACCAGCGACAGCACAACAAGGAUAAGCCCUACAAGUGUCCGAACUGCUACCGGGCGUACUCAGACUCGGCAUCGCUGCAGAUCCACCUCUCCGCACACGCUAUCAAACACGCCAAGGCCUACUGCUGCAGCAUGUGUGGGAGGGCCUACACCUCGGAGACGUAUUUGAUGAAGCACAUGUCCAAACACACCGUGGUGGAACACCUAGUGAGCCAGCACUCGCCUCAAAGGACGGAGUCACCCAGCAUCCCAGUGCGGAUCUCGCUCAUCUAAUCUGGGGCUUCCUUGCCCACCCCUACCCUGCGCAGCUCUCCUCCCCCCAGUUCCGGAUCGCCAGGGGGCAGCUUGGAGACGAUCACACGGACCACCACCCCCCAGCACCGCCACCGAGUGCCCGCGCCUGCCGAGUCACGGGGAGCGACUGUGAAGACCCUCAUCUUUUGGGAGAAAUUAAUGAAUGAAUUAAUGUUUGGAAAACACCCCUCGGCCCUGGCCCCACCCCCAGCACCCUGCCGGGAGAGCCAGGGACUCGUCCACAGUUUUGGUGACAUCCAAAGACUAUUUCAGAGCACUUUGAAUCUCUGUUUGGUUCCUUCAUUUUCUUUCUUUUUUCCCUUCUUUCUGCCCCAUCCUCCGUACUCCUUUCUGCUCUCUUUUGGAUACAAGUAGAGAGAGAGAGAGAUAUAUAUAUUGGCCAAGAAGUUGGUGCUGCUAAAACCGAAAACCCAAACUGGACAGAGAAGCGCUGGAUGGCGUGGCAGGCAGGAUCUAGGGCCUGGCGCUCGGGCUCCUUCAGCCUCAGGAUGAGACUCUGGGACGUACCCAGCCUGGCGCUUGGUAUCUGCUGCCCCUCCGGGACUCUCCAUUGGGAGCCAGCGUGAGGCCGGCUGAGCAGGGAAUGGCUUAACCUGCUGGCUGGAGAGGUGGGAUCUGCUGGUGCAGGGACAGGUGCUGGAGCAGCAGCUGCAAGAGGGAGACCUUUGUUCCACAGACGUCGCUGUUCCCCACUGGGGCUCGUCCCUCUGCCACUUUGUCUAACCUCGUUGGGACAUUUUGGUUGUUUCCUUUUGUUUGUUUCAUUUGUCCCGGCUGGAGCUGCGCAGGACUGGCUGUCCCUGCGGCCACGCCGUGGUCCGUGCACAUUUCCCGGCGGCGCGAGGCAUCGCUGCUGGGGCUGUGCCCAGCGGGGGUAAGUGUGGUGGCUGCCGGAGGAGGCGCUCAGCCUACGACAGGGACACAGCUGGGGCUGGCCAAGUUCAUGGAGAGCAGGGCUGGUCAUGCCUCUGUGGAAUCCAGAGAUGCAGCCCAUGAAGACCACGGGUCCCAGCAUGCCGUGCUCUAGUGUGAGCUAAGCAGUAUCCCGCCAGAUCGGGAAAGCACAUUGCCUGCUGGGAGCUGUAGUCUAUAGGAUUGGGGCAGGAGUCAGGCAGACUGUGGCCAGUUCAGAUAUAGGCCCAGCUGUGGGGCUCCCCUUUCCAGACUCCAGCUCUGCUAAGCCAGCCAUGGUGUAUGGGAGUGGAGGAGCACUUUGGUCAUGGUGCUGAGGAUCUGGGGAGGGAGGGGGGGGGUGUUGGGAGCCUCAGCUGCCCACGAUCUGCGACCUCCCCCCGAGUCCAUCUGGUGCUAACUAGGGAUUGUCCUGAGCUAUGAAGGGGCGUUCGCUACAGAAGAGCGAGUGUGAGAGAUGGGUGCAGGGGGCUUGCUGCAGGUUAUGCUCUUUGGCAUGGAUUUUACUUUUCAAUCUCUCUUCCCCACUGUGGGCAUCUAGGGCUGCUGCUCCGGAAGCCGGGGCACCACGCAGCCUGCCAGGGUUUCCAGAGUAGCGGCAGCCUGGGGUCUCCUCUCUCACCAUCACCUCCUGGAUCCUGUGCUUGCUUAUCAAGGGGCUGGGCCCCAGGCAGAGUGUUGCAUGUGGGAGAGGGGAGUCCGCCCCAUGGGAAAGCUCCCUCCAGACCCCCAGCUACCAUCCCCUGCGCAGUGCAGUACAACGGGCUCCUACACGCCAGCUCUGGCCCUCCCAGCUAAGGGUUCCCUUAACUCUGCUCCUCCCUCCAGGUUCCCAGCAGGGCACUGGCAAGCGCUUUCUGCACCUUCACAGGGUUCACAUAGAAACCUCGUCUGGUGCCGGUCCCUGCCUCUCGCUGGGUCCCUGAACCCUGCGGCGAGGCUAGUGCUGACUCCGUGCCCUGGGGCUUUGGAGCAGUCGGUUGCUGUGGCACCUGCCGUGUCUGCAGGAUGGUAAUGAGCCCACCUGCAGAGCACCUGUUGGCUGGCACAGUAACAGCUGGGAGACAGCUGCCUGGGGCAGGGACUCCCACGCCAGCCUGCAGAUGCGCCUGGGGGCUGGCCUGGUGCUCACUGGAACAGCUGCUGGCGGGGCACAGCUCCCAUUCGCCCUGUGCACACGAGGGCCUGUGACUGGCUCCAUUUCUGACCCAGCUGCACCUGUCAGCACAAGUCACUUGUUCUGAACUUGGCUGACCCUACCUGGGCGCAGCCGGCACCGUGGUUUGGGCUUUGGCUUGUGCUGUGUGAAACAGGGCCGGUUAGAAUUAGAUUUGAGGGUCACUUGCAAAUGGCUGUAUUGAGCACGGUAGGGCUCUGCAGGACCUGGGGAGAUGAGCAGGAGAGUGCAGGGGACAGCCUGUGUUGCCCCUGCUCCCUGUUGCUGGCAUCGGAGGUGAGCUGGGACAUUAGCACCGCUUGGAUCUGAAAUUCUGAUCUGUUGGGGUCUGAUUCUGCUGCCAUGACAAAGCUCUUCCAGAGGUUAGUGGGGCAGGAUCAGACCGUGAGCCCUCCUGGGAUGCAGGUAACAAACCAGCUCCCUCCCGAGCAAACUAAAGCACUAAAGGGGAAGAGGAAAGCCUGUGUGCCCAGGGGGCUAUGCCCAGUAGCAGGGACUGGCAGUGCCUGAGGGGGUUGGCUCGCUCUGUCCUGGGACCAUGUGCCUGGUCAGACGAGCGAUGGGAGAAACGCAGAGAGGUCUGUAUUCCCGGAGCGGCGUUCCUUCCCCACCUCCCCUGGCACCUCCUGGAAAUCAGCCCCCCAGCAGUGCAGUCCCAUGGCAGGGACCUUGGAGCAAGCUUAGGAGGGAGAAAUCCAGCAACGUGAGACAUGAGGCCCUUCCCUUCCCUGGGGUCACCCCACUGGGUACAGGAGAGGUACCGCAGGCAUGGAUCCCGCUGCCCUCCAUGUGAUUCCCUCGGGACAGCUGGGGCACCAGCUUGAUCUCUGGCCUUUGGGGGCACUGAGCUGUUUUGGGAGCUGCAGAGCUUGCUCUCUGGCCAGAUGGACUGGAGGGGGAUUCCCCUAGCCGAGGGUGCUGUGGAUCUGCCUCUCUGCCCUGCAGAACCCCACGUACCUGUCACCAAGAAGCAAAUGCAGCAGGAAGAAUUAUUCACCAUGUGUAAAUACCUCCAAUGCAGCAGCUUUGGAGGGGCCUGGCCCAGCCAGAGUCAAUGACGGCAGCGUUCCUUGGGCGGGAGCUCGGAGCUAGCUCAGCUCAGCAGGGCCACGGUAGGGUCUAGGUAGGAGCUGGGACUGAUGGAGAGCUCACCACUGCUCCAGCUGGAAGCACUGGCUGGCUGCUCACACACUAACCCAGCUUCUCCCAGCAGGAGGCGCUGUGCAUUGCCAGAGAGAACAUCCUCCCAAGCAGGAGGUGAUACAGCCGCCUGUGGCCGCUGAAGCCUUUCACUGCCAGAACAGAAACCCUCCCAACCACGAGAGAUUUAAAAAAGCAGAGUGGAUCUAUCCCAUCCCUCUCCCCUCCCAGCAGCAAACCACAGAUCCCUUCCUGUUGGGUGAAACCAAUUCAAUAUGGUAUUAAAGCAGCAAGUAGAUGGACUUGCCCAGCUCCUUGCCAGCCUCCCUGUUUGGAAAGCCAUGCCCAUGCCUGCGGAUGGAUGGAUGGAUACAUGGAGUUAUAUGUGUGUGCGCGUGUGUGUGUGUGCACACAUAACACCUAUGUAUAGAGAAGGAAGAAUGCCCCACGUCCCUCAGCCCUCCAAAAAAGACUAGACAAAAACUCAUAUAUAUUAUGUACUCUUUGGUUCCGUUUUGGAUAUUAACUGUGUUAUUUUUAUACACUUUUUAAGCCUUAACUAUAUCAUUGUUUUACCAGGUUGUUUGUUUAUUGCCUACUCUGUUUAUUAAUUUGAUUCUCUUUUUACCCUGCCCUCUGCCCUGACCUUUGUUUCUGAAUUGAUGUUGUACGAUAUUCAAUAUUGUAACCUUUUUGUCAGCAUGUUAAUACUGUGUAAAUAUGCCUCUUAUACAUACUGUUAACACAUCUUUUUUUUUUUCUUUUUUUUUCUAUAUGAAAAUCCAGGCCACGUGUCUCUAGAUCUAGUUAUUACCUUAUUAAAAAAGAAAAAGGAAAAAAAAAAAAGGAUUCUCCCUCCCCCUUCUCUCUGUCUCGCAUUGUGGUUAACAGAAAGACAUGAGGAGGCUGCGGCUUCCAUAUCGAAAGUUUGCAUUAUGUUUAAAAGAAAAAAAGUUUAAAAAAAUUCAAAACAAUUUUUCUCUUUGUAUUUCUGUUGUGAAACAAAAUAAACUGUACAUGCAAACUUC